GUUUAUCAAGAGUAUAGCCAGCAUUAUUGAAAUUGCUGAGUUUUCUUAAUAAAAAUUGCUUAACAAUUUUUGUAAAAAGAAAAAAAUAUGUUGCGUACUUUUUCAUUGAAUGGUUUGGCUUAUACAAUUCCAUCCGUCAAUUGAUGAUUCUGUAGUAUAUACAAAUAAGCAAACAAAUCCCAGGGUGCCACAAUCCGCGUAACAAAUGACGACUGACAUGAUCGUAAAAAAAUCAUUCUUUCAAAGGAUUCCUCAUCAGUGAAAAGAAUCCCAUAACUGAUGUAGGCGUCAUGUUGGCCACAUCAGACAUAAAUAUAGGUAUAUGCGAAAAUUAACAACAUCUUACAAAUUAACACUUCCAUUAUACCUGAUAGUGAUGCGUCGAUUUACUUCUAAACAAGAAUCUCCCGAUGAAAACCGAAACUACUUGUAUAGUAGCCAUACGGGAUCAAGACUUAAUGAUUUCAACGAGUAUCUCAACGAGUUUCCGGAAGCUGGACCACUAACUGAAGACGAAGAAUACCAAACGCUUAAUAGAAAAGAAUCUAUCACUGAUGAAGUCGGUGACGAAUCUUCCUUGUCAUCAAACAAAAACUCUGGUGAUCGCGGACGAGUGCGCCUAAUGUCAUUCGACGCAUUGGGAAGCAUCUUCUCAUCGAAGCCUAAAAGAAAACAGAACCAGAAAGGCGGGUCUACAGAAAACUCUGGAGAAGAAGAUAGCGAGGAACUUUUGAGAGAUCAAAGCAAUGAUCGUGACUUAAACUUACUAGAUUAUCUUUAAUACCAAUAUCAUUAAAUAUGCCAUGCAAGG
Molecule: messenger RNA, 811 nt
Organism: Schizosaccharomyces octosporus yFS286
Lineage: Eukaryota; Fungi; Ascomycota; Schizosaccharomycetes; Schizosaccharomycetales; Schizosaccharomycetaceae
Exons: 2
Coding region: 323-781 (152 amino acids)
Source: RefSeq, a predicted model, not a curated record